Molecule: messenger RNA, 1049 nt
Organism: Solea senegalensis (Senegalese sole)
Lineage: Eukaryota; Metazoa; Chordata; Actinopteri; Pleuronectiformes; Soleidae
Gene: ndufa8
Product: NADH:ubiquinone oxidoreductase subunit A8
Exons: 4
Coding region: 137-655 (172 amino acids)
Biological process (GO): mitochondrial electron transport, NADH to ubiquinone
Source: RefSeq, a predicted model, not a curated record
CGCGCGCCCCGGCAGGCAGCGAAGUAAACUGACCUUCUCCUCGGCCUCGUCGCUGCUCAUCCCGGAGCCUGACGAGGACCUUGAAUGUUUUUCAGCAGUUUGAUUUCUCCUCGUGAUUUGUUCUCCACGCGCAGCCAUGUCCGCAACGCUGGAGAUCCCCGAGCUGCAGGACCUGAAAGUGGAUGAGGUCAACGUGUCAUCUGCUGUGCUGAAAGCUGCUGCUCACCAUUAUGGCUCUCAGUGUGACAAACCCAACAAAGAGUUCAUGCUCUGUCGCUGGGAGGAGAAGGAUCCCAGGAAAUGUCUAGAAGAGGGGAGGAAAGUCAACGAGUGUGCACUCAACUUCUUCAGGCAAAUCAAGGGUAACUGUGCAGAGUCAUUCACGGAGUACUGGACCUGUCUGGAUUAUUCCAACUUGGUGGAACUGCGCCGGUGCCGUCAGCAGCAGAACGCCUUCGACAGCUGCGUCCUCGACAAGCUGGGCUGGGUGCGACCUGAACUAGGAGACCUGUCUAAGGUGACCAAAGUGUCGACCUCGCGGCCGAUCCCUGAGAACCCUUACCACUCUAGACCACGUCCUGAGCCCAACCCAGUCAUCGAGGGGAAACUGGAACCAGCCAAGCAUGGCAGCAGGUUUUUCUUCUGGACCUGGUGAGGCAGCACCAGAACAGUCAGUCAUCUUCCAAAUCCAUGGGCCCUGUCCAAAACCUGCUAUUCCACAUGUGACCAGUAAUGCAUCUGUGUUACUUAAGAAAGUUUAAAUCUCUCAAGUGUGGGCACAGUGAUAUCCAUUACUGGUUCUAAAACUUUAACGUUAUUUCUGAGUGUUGGUUUUGGACAGGGCUCGUGUCCUGGCAGUCUGUCCAGCAGUUGUACUGUACCUCCACCUUCACACAGUUUGAUAAAGGAAGGAAGGAUGGAUGGAUGAUUGCGUAAACAAGUCCAUGAAUCCAUGCAGCUUUCCUGACCACUUAUGUAAAUGUAAUUAGUGAACAAAAAGCAACAUGCUGUUAUUGUUGUUGUCAGCUAAUAAAAGAGAUAAAUUAUAA